GCCAGCCUGGAGAGUUAGAAAGGGUCCGUUCUUGGAUGGUGGCGCUGAGAAACUUCGCAAACGGAGAGAGAGUGUGUGAUUGAGAUCCGGCGGGAGUUUCUAACUUGCUCGGCAGCACCAUUAAGAUCGCGCUCUUAACAUGGGGGACGUGAAACUGGUAUCUACUAGGAUCUCCAAAGCCACUUUGACCUUGGACCACUCUUCUCUAAGGCCUCCUGCUCAAACAGAAGCACCAGCAUUUACUUUACCUCCAAGGAAUAUCCGGGUGCCACUUGGAGGCACAGCCAGGUUUGAAGGAAAGGUCAGAGGAAACCCAGAACCUCAGAUCACAUGGUACAGAAAUGGGCAUCCCGUGGCAGAGGGAGAGCGCUGUAUAGCAGACCGCAGCAUUCGCGGGCUUUUCAGCUUGAUGAUCAAAGGGGUGCAGGAGGAAGAUGGUGGCCCCUACACAUGUGAGGCCAGAAAUGCUGGUGGAGUUCGCCAGGUGACAGCGGAAUUAACAGUGGAAGGAACUGUUCUGAAGAAGUACAGUCUACCUUCCAGUGCCAAAAGUUCUGGUGGUAGACUUAAUGUUCCACCUGUAGAGCAACGGCCAAGCAUCUGGGGCGAAUGUCCACCCAAGUUUGCAACAAAACCCAACCGGGUCAUUGUGCGAGAGGGACAGACAGGUAGAUUCUCCUGUAAGGUAACAGGGCGACCUCAGCCUCAAGCCACUUGGUUCAAGGCUGAAAUUCAGGUGCAGAAAGAUGAUCGUUUCAACAUGUUUGAGAAAGCAGGCAUCCAGUUUUUGGAAAUCCAAAAUGCUCAGCUGGCCGAUGCUGGAACGUACACUUGCACGGUGAUGAAUAGCGCUGGGAAGGCUUCUGUGUCUGCAGAGCUCAUGGUUCAAGGUUCUGUUAAGAGAGAUGUGUCUGCUCAACCUCUUUGCACAUCAACAAAAUCCAGUGCUUCUACAAAAUCCACCAUCACAACCAAAGCAAUUGAGACCUCAGAGUUUAGAAAGGCCACUAGCAAUGGGAUUGCUAAGGAACUGAAAUCCACAACCACCAAACUUUUGCUCGAACCCAAAGAAAGGCCAGCCGUGAAGAACGAGGACCCUCCUCCUUCAUCCAAAGAAGCCAAACCGAAUAGAACAGAACAGUUGAAGGAACCCAAUGUAGAGCCCCUUAAUGAAGAAGGGAGAGGUUAUCGGGUCCUGCAAAAAACAUCAAGCACUAUAACACUACAAUCAGUUAAAGUGCAACCUGGACCAAAGGCAGAAUUGAAAGCCACUUCCUCCGGACCAGAAGACGAUGGGAAAAGGCCAAAGCAACCACUGGCAGCAGGUUGGCAGGCUGCCUCUUCUACUAGGCUCGGUGGUCUGAGGACUAAGGGAUUGGAAGACUGUGCUGGAUUAAAGAAAAGCGUAACAGAAAUAAAGAGGGAGACCCAAGGGAUCCCUCCCCAAUUUGAGUGUCGUCCACAAAGCCAAGAAGUGCUAGAAGGAGAAGAGGUUACAUUCAGAUGUAAAGUUUCAGGGAAAUCCAAGGCAAACGUUGAAUGGUUCAAAGAAGGAGCCCAAGUGGAAGCGGGAGAUGGAGUCCAGAUAUAUGAAGAGGAUGGGAUCCAUUGUUUCUGUCUGAAAAAAACCCAGUUGGAAAACAGUGGCUCUUACUGUUGCACAGCUUCCAAUGCUCAAGGUCAUACUUCAACCAGGUGGAUAUUAACUGUGAAAAGACCUAAAAUGAAGGAUGUUGCGCCGCACUUUUCCAGUGUAUUGAAAUCCUGCAGUGUGAGUGAAGGCCAGGAUUUUGUGCUUCAGUGCUCAGUUGAGGGUACACCUGUGCCUCAGAUCACUUGGCUCCUCACUGAUCAGCCAAUUCAGUAUGCCCAUUCUGUCUUUGAAGAUGGAAUUGCAAAGUUGACUGUUCAAGAUGCCUUACCAGAAGACGAUGGGGUAUACACUUGUCUGGUAGAAAAUAGUGCUGGAAGGGCAUCCUGCAGUGCUCAAGUUACUGUCAAAGAAAAGAAGAGCAGAAACAAAUUAGAAAGUGCACACCCUGCUCCAGACAACAAAACAUUUCCUCCAGUCUUCCUUAAGGGCCUAACUGAUCUCAAGGUGAUGGAUGGAAGUCAAGUGAUUAUGACAGUAGAAGUUUCAGCUAACCCGCCUCCUGAAAUAAUUUGGCUGCACAAUGGGAAAGAAAUACAGGAAACGGAGGAUUUUCACUUUGAGAAGAAGGGCAAUGAAUAUAGCCUCUACAUCCAGGAGGUAUUCCCCGAAGACACAGGAAAGUACACCUGUGAUGCCUGGAAUGACUUAGGAGAAAUUCAGACUGAAGCAACACUGACUGUACAAGAACCCCAGGAUGGCAUUCAGCCAUGGUUCAUUAGCAAACCACGGUCAGUGACCGCAGUAGCUGGGCAGAACAUCCUCGUUUCCUGUGCCAUUGCUGGAGAUCCUUUCCCCACAGUGCACUGGUUCAGAGAUGGUCAAGAAGUGACACCAGGAGCAGGCUGUGAAUUCUUACAGAAUGAAGACAUCUUCACGCUGAUUAUCAGGAACGUACAACCCAAUCAUGCUGGCCAGUAUGAAAUACAACUCAGGAACCCAGUUGGAGAAUGCAGCUGUCAGGUGUCUUUGAUGCUGAGAGAAAGUUCAGUUUCCAAAGGAGAAAUACACUGCGAUGGGAGGCAGACAGAACGAAGAGAUGCUGAUAAUCACGAUGCACUGACAUUUGGAAGCACUGGUGGCUUCAGAAAGAAUACUGGUGAAGCCCAGCAAGCUGAGGAAGAGCAGGAGGACGUCCGUGGGGUGCUUAAAAGGCGAGUUGAAACCCGAGAGAGCACAGAGGAAAAGCUUAGGCAACAAGAGGCCGAGCAGAUUGACUUCCGUGACAUUUUGGCAAAGAAAGUCAACACCAAAAGUUUUUCCGAGGAGGAGCUGAAGGAAAUUCCAGCCGAACAAAUGGACUUCCGUGCUAACCUGCAGCGGCAGGUCAAGCCCAAGACCUUGUCUGAAGAGGAAAGGAAGGUCCAUGCUCCUCAACAGGUUGACUUCCGUGCAGUGUUGGCUAAGAAGGGCACCCCCAAGCCUUCCUCGUCAGAGAAGGCACCAGCCCCGAAGCCAGCCACCCCAGAUUUUAGAUCUGUGCUUGGUGGAAAGAAAAAAGCACCGACUGAGAAUGGUGGCCCUAGUGCCCAAGCUCAGAAUGCCAGUGCCAGUUCGGAAGUGCAGAAACCCAGUAGUGUCUCCAAAGUGUCAGAUGCCAGCACCAACUCUAAGAAUCCACCAGCAUCCAAGGCACUGGACACCAACAAUGCCAACUCUAAAAUACCAGCUACCAGCACUGUUUCGGAAGCCAAAGAUGCCAUCUCCAGACCUACAGCUCAGAAUGCUAGCACUAACUCUGAAGCCCAGGUUGCCAGCAUCAACUCUGAAGUGCCGCAUGCCAAGCUGGGGGAGAAAGAAGAUAAGAAUGAUAUCAAUUGCAAAGGUGGUUGCCCACCAGUGGUAGAUGGGCGGAUAAUUGAAGAAAAAGUUAAGGAUCACAAAACUGAACCGAAGGGGACAGCACCAUCUUUUACAGAACAGCUAAAAGAUACCCAUAUAGUAGAAGGUGAAAAAUUAGUCUUGCAGUGUCACGUUUCCUCAGAUCCACCUGCUGCUGUCACCUGGACUCUGGAUGGGAAAGUCAUCAAAUCGUCAAAGUUUAUUGUCCUCUCCCAAGAAGGAUCGCUGUGUUCCUUAACCAUUGACAAGCCCUUUCCUGAAGAUGAGGGUCAGUACAAAUGCAUAGCUGAGAAUACUGCAGGAAAAUCGGAAUGUGCUUGCAGCGUCUUGGUGGAACGUGAGGCAACAGUAACGAAGAAACGCUCUCCAAAGACAGCUCUCCCUCCUCAGAUUGUUCAUUUCCCAGAAGACCAAAAAGUACGGGCUGGAGAAUCGGUGGAACUGCUGUGCAAAGUAUCAGGAACUCUGCCCUUAACGUGUACCUGGAUGAAAUUCCGGAAGCAGAUUCAAGAGAAUGAACACAUCAAAAUAGAGAAUGGUGAGAACAGCAGUAAGCUAACUAUCUCCUCCACGAAGCAGGAACAUUGUGGAUGUUAUACUUUAGUUGUAGAAAACAAGGUGGGCAGCAGACAGUCCCAGGUUAACCUCACCGUUGUAGAUAAACCUGAUCCUCCAGCAGGAACGCCUUGUGCAUCAGACAUCAGGAGCUCUUCCCUUACCCUCUCAUGGUAUGGCUCCUCGUACGAUGGUGGAAGUGCAGUGCAAUCCUACACGGUGGAAAUAUGGAACACAGCGGACAAAAAAUGGACAGAUCUCACUACUUGCCGUAGCACUUCUUACAACGUUCAGGACCUGCUGGCUGACAGGGAGUACAAAUUCCGGGUACGAGCUGCUAAUGUGUAUGGGAUAAGUGAGCCGAGUCACGAAUCGAUGUUAGUAAAAGUAGGAGACAAGCAAGAAGGCCCUAAAGAAGAAGAGGCAGAAGGGUCUGAUGAUGAAGAGAAAGAAAGUGAAGUUGACUAUCGGACAGUGGCUAUCAAUACAGAACAGAAAGUUUCAGAAUUCUACAAUGUUGAAGAAAGAUUGGGAUCGGGGAAAUUUGGACAAGUCUUCCGGCUUGUUGAGAAGAAAACUGGAAAGGUUUGGGCAGGGAAGUUCUUUAAAGCAUAUUCAGCUAAAGAUAAAGAAAACAUAAGGCAAGAAAUCAGCAUUAUGAACUGUCUACACCAUCCAAAACUUGUCCAGUGUGUAGAUGCCUUUGAAGAAAAAGCUAAUAUUGUCAUGGUCUUGGAACUCGUUUCUGGAGGGGAGCUGUUUGAGAGAAUCAUCGACGAGGACUUUGAACUAACAGAGAGGGAGUGCAUUAAAUACAUGAAACAGAUCUCAGAAGGUGUACAGUAUGUUCACAAGCAGGGCAUUGUUCAUUUGGAUCUGAAGCCUGAAAAUAUUAUGUGCGUCAACAAGACUGGUACACAAAUCAAGCUGAUUGACUUUGGACUUGCACGAAGAUUAGAAAAUGCAGGUUCUCUGAAGGUUCUCUUUGGGACACCAGAGUUCGUGGCUCCAGAAGUUAUAAACUAUGAGCCUAUUGGGUAUGCUACAGACAUGUGGAGCAUAGGAGUCAUCUGCUACAUUUUGGUCAGUGGACUUUCCCCUUUCAUGGGUGACAAUGACAAUGAAACCUUAGCCAAUGUUACCUCUGCGACCUGGGAUUUUGAUGAUGAAGCUUUUGAUGAAAUCUCAGAUGAUGCCAAGGACUUUAUCAGCAACCUUCUAAAGAAAGAUAUGAAGGACCGCUUAGAUUGUACUCAAUGCCUCCAGCAUCCAUGGCUGCAAAAAGACACCAAAACCAUGGAAGCCAAAAAACUGUCCAAAGAUAGGAUGAAAAAAUACAUGGCUAGAAGAAAAUGGCAGAAAACAGGAAAUGCUGUCCGUGCCAUAGGAAGACUAUCUUCUAUGGCAAUGAUUUCUGGCCUGAGUGGGAGGAAAUCCUCUUCAAGCUCACCAACCAGUCCUGUUAAUGCUGAAAAGACAGAAGCUGAAGAUGAAGCUGCCAGCGUUCUCCUGGAAGCAGUUGAUGAAGAAAGGUCCCACGUGAAGCCAUAUUUCUCUAAAACAAUUCAAGAUAUAGAGGUUGUGGAAGGCAGUGCUGCUAGAUUUGACUGCAAAAUUGAAGGUUACCCUGAUCCAGAGGUUAUAUGGUACAAAGAUGACCAAUCUAUCAAGGAGUCCCGGCACUUUCAGAUCGAGUAUGAUGAAGAUGGCAACUGCUCUUUGACUAUUUCUGAAGUUUGUGGGGACGAUGAUGCCAAAUACACCUGCAAGGCAAUUAACUGUCUUGGAGAAGUAACUUGUACUGCAGAACUCCUUGUGGAAACAAUGGGGAAAGAAGGAGAAGAGGAGGAGGAGGAGGAGGAGGAGGAAGAAUAAAGCUGAACGGGAGAGAGAUUUGAAAAAACACCCAGUUAAAGAGUAUUUUAAAAGGCUCAUGCAGUGUGACACUAGGUCAUGGGUUUCUUGGUUUGUUUCAUCAGCACAAUGAGCUGACACCUGCUUGUUUUAUUUAUGGGCAUUAACUUGAAUUAGCAAGCACUUUAGGUGGUUGUUGUGCUUGGAUUUAGUUUAAGUUAAAGCAUCAAUUGCAUAGCCCAAACAAUGAAUGUGAACACGCUGUAUGAAGCUAAUCUGCAUUUCUAAAUGGUUGACAAUUUAUUUGUUGAACUUACUGAUCAGGAGAAAGGGGCUGGACAGUUGCACUAAUUGUUCUAUCAACCAGUACAGCAACACUAGAGGACUUGGAGUACUUAUGUUCCAGUCCUCCUAAACACACCUGCAUGUUAUACAGGCCCCAUUGAUAUUCCAAGGUAUCAGUGGAACUUGAAUGAAUGCAAGUGUAUUUUGAGAACAUGGUGCACAAUCCAGCAGUAAGUUUACCUGCAAAGGACUCACUGAAAAGAUGGGAGCUGCCCAACAGAACAUCCUAGUAGAUUAUGUUCUUGGUCUCUAAUUGACUUCUCUUGUCAAGCAUAUAUGCAAGACACAUAGACCUGUCAUCAUUCCGUAACAUAUUUGCAAAAUAUUUAUAAGUGAAGGCUUCCCCCCCCCUCCCAGCAGCAUUUCACUUUUCAUAUUGAAAGUAUUCUGUGUCUGUAUUAGUUUUCCCUCUGAACAUUAUAAUUUUAAGUCAGAAUACCUAGGUUUAAGCCAACAGAGUUAUCACUGGAAUAAAGCGAAUUGAUUUAGCAUAAAUCUAAGCAUUCAGGCGUGACUGCUUUCUAGAUCACAACCUAAAUGUAGUUGCCCUCUCUGAAAAUUAAAGGCACAUUUUCCCACUAAUUUGUUGUUGCCGUCGGUGAGCAGUGGAUCUUCCCUUUCUCAAUUGAUUUUUUUUCUCCUUAAGUGCCAAGUCUUGCAACUAUGUUAGCAACAGCAAGAAAAACCCAGUUUUUUCAGUCUUCAACCAACCCAACUGGCACACCCAGGAUUUGACAAAUGAUACCACAAAUUAUCCAAAUUGUUGUUGAUGUUGAUGUGAUAAAAGAUGACUCCUGCACAUGUCAGUGGGUUCUGUCUGCCUGAUUAUAGGCUGAUAUUGUACUGACUGGCUCCCCACCCCCAGCUGUUAUGCACAAAAAUAGUCAUAAAAAUCAGCCCUACAUUUCUGUUGCUUGGUUGCAGAUUCUUGUCUGGGCAACUAAGCUGAGUACAGAAAACAAAUUUUGCAACUAUGUAAAAUGUGAUUGUUCUGAAGUGUCUGCUGCUGCAAAAUAGUAUAUUGUGUAAAGUCAGUGCCUGUGUGGGGCAACUCAGUUUGUAAACCUGAUAGUUACUUUAUUUGGCUAUUAUAAAAUUUAUUCUGUUGAUGAUUAGCUGGAUAUUGGAGAAGCCAAAGAAAGGGAGCCUAGAUUACAAGUUUCUCUUCAAGUUCCAAGGAACCACAGAUUAACUCUGCAUCUGUGAGGCUAAUGCCUUAAAGUAAAAAAUAAGCACAAUCAACAGUAAAAGAUAAUUUCUUCCCGAAAUCAAUUAACACAUUCAGACUUAUCCACGUUGCUUUUCUUUCACAAUUAGUUGCAGUUCUCUGGCUAUGAAACGUUAUACAAAAUCAAGUAACAGCACAUGUCCACUCUCAGUGCAUCAUUCCAGUUGUGUGGCUUUACUCCACUUUGUGUAUAAAGUGCAAACAUUUUAAAUGUAAGAGCUGAAUUCUUUAAACACACACAACAAAGCUUACUAUAGCUCCUCAAGGCAGAGGGGGGAAAUUAUUUGUACUUUAAUACAGAUGUAUACGGUAUCAUCUUUAGAUUGUUUGAUUUUACUUAGUCUUAUGUGUUCUAUAUUAUUUGCUGGUCUGCCUGUUUGAAUGCAACAAUUCAAAAUUUCAUAUAUGAGGCUCACUCACAAUUGCUGUGGGUUUUUAUUACUGCUUUUGCUGUUUCUCGCUAGGUUGAGGUUACCAGCAUGUCUUCUUUUUAAAUGGAUAUAGAACUUUUGUUAUAGUAAAACACAAUAAUUGCCAGUUUGCCACACAUUCUUAUAAAGAAAAGGUUUUAGUAUUAUUUAGUGCAUACAAGGCAUUUUCUCACGUUUUCAAAGUGUUAAGAAAACAACGGGGUGUAUUUUUUUUGUAUACCUUAAUUAAAAAUAUGCUAACGUUUUCCAGAUUUCUUAAACCAUAAGAGUUGCAAGAUAUGAGAACACUACAGCUGUAGUUACUCACAAUUCCUUUACCAAAUAAACAAAUACCACAAAAGCA
This is a messenger RNA of Elgaria multicarinata webbii, 8249 nucleotides long. It is a transcript of the gene MYLK, whose product is annotated as myosin light chain kinase. The record is from RefSeq and is a predicted model, not a curated record. Gene Ontology annotation, biological process: protein phosphorylation. The transcript is spliced from 31 exons. The coding region runs from base 140 to 5923 and encodes 1927 amino acids. Lineage: Eukaryota; Metazoa; Chordata; Lepidosauria; Squamata; Anguidae. Gene Ontology annotation, molecular function: protein binding; protein kinase activity; ATP binding.